CACUCUCCCCACAAACUAAACAAUUUUGAAUCAAUUCCCUCUAUUUGCCUCCCUCUCCCUCGCCGGCCUCUCGCCGGAAUCUGGCCAUGGUAAUUACAAAUACCAUGGCUCAUAAUCAUAAUCAUCAGAUCAAUAGAGGGAGAAUCGCAGGCGCCGCUUCAUCGUCGUCGUCGUUUGGCAAUUUGAAAAGGGUCGUCGGAAUGCCGUUAGUUGUUGUCCUCUUCUCCAUCAUUUUCUUCUUCACGAUUCCUAGCUGCUUCUCCCAACUCACACGGCUGGAACACCAAGUGAAGGACGACGGGUCUCUUAGCCUUUUGGUUGUUGGGGAUUGGGGCAGGCGUGGCCAUUUCAACCAAACCAUUGUUGCUUCCCAGAUGGGAAGGAUUGGGAAGGAAUUAGACAUAGACUUUGUGGUUUCAACGGGUGACAAUUUCUACGAUGAUGGGCUUAAAGGCCCACACGAUCCAGCUUUUGAAGAGUCUUUCACCGAAGUUUACACUGCAGAAAGUCUGCAGAAGCCAUGGUAUACCAUCCUAGGGAACCAUGACUACAGAGGUGACGCUGUUGCACAAUUGAAUCCAUUUCUUAGAAAAGUUGAUAGUAGAUGGCUCUGUCUCAGAAAUUUCAUGGUCGAUACAGAAAUUGCGACGUUCUUUUUCGUGGACACCACCCCAUUCGUGGACAAGUAUUACACAGAGGAAUCACACACUUACGAUUGGAGAGGUGUCUCUCCUCGCAAAGCCUACCUUGCCAACCUUCUCAAGGAUUUGGAGACUGCACUGAGAGAGAGCAGUUCAAGGUGGAAGAUCGUGGUUGGCCACCAUGCUAUCAGAAGCGCCGGCCACCACGGCGACACCGAAGAGCUCAUCCAACAUCUCCUUCCCAUUCUAAAGGCCAACAACGUAGAUCUGUAUGUAAAUGGUCAUGACCAUUGCCUGGAGCAUAUCAGCAGCCAUGAUAGCCCGAUUCAAUACCUAACGAGCGGAGCAGGUUCGAAGGCAUGGAGGGGUGACACUAAGAAGUACGAUGAACGUGUGAUGAAGUUCUUCUACGAUGGUCAAGGCUUCAUGUCCAUGCAACUCACCAACGCCAACGUCGAGGUUUUGUUUCAUGACGUUCUUGGUCAAGUUUUGCAUCGGUGGAAGGUCUCCAAGGACCUCCAUUCCUCUAUGUGAACGAGCUAGGGUUCUUCUUCACACGCUUUGCUUCAAAUUGAUUAAUUGCACAUAAUUUCAUUUUCAUUUCAGUGUAUAUCAUAGGAAUUUUGAUUCAAUUCUUUCCUCUUUUGGGGAACUAAUUUUCUCUCGUGCAAAUAUGAUUCUUUUCUCUAUUUGUAAAGCUUUUUUGUUUUUCGUUUCUUUCUUUUGUAACCAUUUAUCGUUUAGAAUGUAAUGGUGCGUGGAGAUGUAUAUAUAGAGAGUUCGCUUGUAGCUGAGUACACACUGAAUAUAAUAAUAGCAUGACA
Linum trigynum is the source of this 1465-nucleotide messenger RNA. Lineage: Eukaryota; Viridiplantae; Streptophyta; Magnoliopsida; Malpighiales; Linaceae. The record is from the annotation of a GenBank genome assembly.